UUAUAGCACCAAGAAAAGAUGAAGACUUUCUGCAAAAAUUUUAUUCCCCAAUAUCUCAUUUUUCAUGUUACUUUCUCUCUCUCUCAACCUGCCAGAACCUUCAAAGCUUUGACUAAGAUUGCAACCCUUCCCCUUCCGAUGUGAUGGGUUUGCGAUUCAGAAAGCUGUUAUCUGAUUCUUACAAUCAAACCCUCUUGUGUUCUAAAUUUUGUGGUUCAUCAGAUGAUGCAGAAGUUUAUUGUCCAACUGUAUAUUCGGAGUAUUGCAAGUUUAAUUGCUCAUGUAAACUCCCUCUCAAUCCUUCAAUUCACCAUACAAGGCCCAGCAAGUUCUUGAUUACAGGUCUGGUACUAUCCUCAGCCUUUUUUCUUGUUUUCUGCUAUGCUAUAUAUUUCAAAUUCUAUUCUGGGUCAAGAAGGAGAGGAUCAGAGGCGCAAAGAAAUGAUACCCAUGAAGAGUUUCUUGAUGAGGAUCAUGGCCCUGUGCUUGAUCAUCCUAUUUGGUAUAUAAACACUGUUGGGUUGCAGACAUCUGUGAUUAAUUCUAUUGCAGUUUGUAAGUAUAAGAGAGGUGAUGGGCUUGUUGAAGGAACUGAUUGUUCUGUUUGUUUGAAUGAGUUUCAAGAAGAUGAGACUCUUAGGCUUUUGCCCAAGUGUAGCCAUGCUUUUCAUAUCCCCUGUAUUGAUACUUGGCUUAGAUCGCAUACUAAUUGCCCUAUGUGUCGUGCCCCUAUCAUCGCAACCCAACCUAGAGCAACAUCAUCGGCAGGUAUCGGUGAAGGUACAAGUGCUGGAGAAGAAACCCAGAUUGCAGUUUCAGUGUUUGAUGGAGAAUCUGAAAGAGGAAUUGAUAGUGGAGAUACUGAAUUGGGUAUUGGAACAGAGGAGGAAGAGGAAGAGGACUUUCAAGAUGAGAAUAGAAGGAAGAGAGUUGAGGAAUUGAAUGGAGAGGAGGAAGGAAUAAUACAGCCAAUGAGAAGAUCUGUUUCCUUAGAUUCUUUAUCUGCUUUCAAGAUCAGUCAUGCUCUUGCCAAUGGUCAUACAACAGAAUCUGAUAGAGUUUCAAGCAGAGAAUUAGUGAAGGAGAAUGAAUCCAAUAUGGGAAUUCUUCCAAAGAGUGUUGGUAGUAACCAAAGCUUGCUAAGGCUCAUGGCUAGUUCUUCUAUUGGGAGGUCACUGCAAAUUGGGCCAAGUUCUAUAAAGAGAUCACUUUCUUGUGGUGGGAAAUUGUUUUUGGCAAGGUAUAGCAGGAAUAUAAACUCUGUUCUUCCUCUGUGAUGCUUUAAAUUUUCCAUUGGAGUCCUUUUUUGAGGUAAGGAAUGUGCAAACUCAGUUCUUUCAAACUUCUGCACAACCUGAUAGAUUUGUAGACUGCAAAUACACACCAAAAUACUGUAUUAAUGAAGACAUGAAAAGUAUGAUACAUCAAGCCGAAACAGGACAAUGAUGUAUUCAUUACAACACCAUGUAAUUGUAAGUAAAAAACCUAUUACAAGUGAUUAUGCUUUUAAGGUACGUUCAUGGCUUAGAAAUUUGUUUGCUUUAAUUUUAGUUCUGUAAACAAUAUGCAGUGCUAGAGCUGAAAAUGAUCCUGAAACAAAAGCUCUAAAAAGUUUCAGUUUGAUCAAACCCUUAAUUCUCUUCAGGCCGAUCAAUGCUUUUGGAUGUUUCUCCCUUUGCUCACAAACAUGUGGAUUAGAUUCUUGAAAAUUAAUGUAAAUUGUAUAUAUCUGAUAAAGAAAAUACUUUCAUUUGCAUUGUGUCAAUUGGAUAAUUUUGUCAUUUUAAGUACAUCAGUUGUACUAGUUGGAUGAGUUCUGGCAAUGCUUCUUUUCAUAUAACCUAUAUGCUCUAGAUUAAAACACUAUUUUAUAAAGAAAAAGCAAAUAUCAACAACUGAAAAGUUGAACUAAAUGAUACCUAAUUUUCUGCUGCCUCAGCUGAUAUGUUUUCUGCCAUUGUUGCAACCUUUUUGUACUAAACCUUCUACACUUUCAAUCUCUUACUCUAUAAUUUCUGUCUCCUCUUAGACAGAUUUUGAGCCCCAUUUUGUUUCGUAAAAAAUAAUUUGUACGUGGAAAAUGUUUUUCCUUGUCAUUGAUUUAUCCACAUGAAAACAAGAGGUGGAUGAGUGGUCGUAGACCUUUCAUUGGAACAUAUGUUAGUUUCUUACAAGAAUUAUGUACAGGAUGGAUCUUCUGUGCAAUAAGAAAAAGGAUGAAAACUUCUACAUGUAUUCUAUUGCAUGGGUUGUCUGUUUAUUUGAAGACAAGAACAAUUGGAAGUGAUUUUUGCAGUGUUUGCCUAAUCAGCUAGGGUAGGGAGAUGGUUCAAAAAUCACACUUGUAAGUGCUCAUUGAAACUGUAAUAAAGGAAUGUGAAAGACAUA
Molecule: messenger RNA, 2388 nt
Organism: Manihot esculenta (cassava)
Lineage: Eukaryota; Viridiplantae; Streptophyta; Magnoliopsida; Malpighiales; Euphorbiaceae
Product: RING-H2 finger protein ATL54
Exons: 1
Coding region: 144-1277 (377 amino acids)
Biological process (GO): protein ubiquitination
Source: RefSeq, a predicted model, not a curated record